GGAGGGUCUCGGUUCGGGUACAACCCGUUACCGGCGUAGGAGAUGUGGGAAGAAGUUUUGUCAUCUGCUUUUGCCAAGUACGGCGCUGUAACCGUGGUGAUAGCUUUCUGCCUGCUUGCGCUGAGGAGAUGGAUAGCAGGGGGCAGAUGCUGCAGCCGUGCGCGUCUUCACGGGAAGACAGUGCUGAUCACUGGAGCCAACACCGGCAUUGGCAAGGAGACGGCACACGACAUGGCUCGCAGAGGGGCCCGGGUGGUGAUGGCGUGCAGGGACCUGACCAGGGCAGAGAGGACGGCAGAAUGUAUUCGCACAGCCACAGGAAAUGGAAACGUGGUGGUGCGCCACCUGGAUCUGGCCUCCCUGUAUUCUGUGCGUCAGUUUGCCAAAGAGUUUAUUGCCACAGAGGAACGACUGGACAUUCUCAUCAACAAUGCUGGUGUGAUGAUGUGCCCCAAGUGGGUGACGGAGGAUGGCUAUGAGACUCAGCUGGCUGUCAAUCAUCUGGGUCAUUUUCUUCUGACCAACAUGCUGCUAGGCGUGCUGAAGAAGUCCACUCCUAGCCGAGUAGUGAAUGUGGCAAGCAUUGCACACAAAGGAGGAAAAAUUGACUUUGAUGAUCUGUUUUUCGACAAGAGGCCAUACAGCUCACUGGUCAGCUACAGACAGAGCAAGUUGGCCAAUGUCCUGUUCUCCCGAGAGCUCGCUCGCAGGAUGAGAGGCACCGGCGUGACGUCGUACAGUCUCCAUCCGGGGGUGAUCCGAACGGAGCUGGGCCGCCACGUGGAGACCUGGUUCCCCUUCCUGCGGAGCGUGCUCAUGCUCCCCUCCUACAUGCUCAUGAAGACGCCGUGGGAGGGAGCCCAGACGUCCAUCUACUGCGCCGUGACGGAGGGGCUGGAGAGCAAGUCUGGCUCCUACUUUAGUGACUGCUAUGAGAAGGAGACGGCUCCUGAGGGCAGAGAUGACGUUGCGGCUCGACGCCUGUGGGAGGUCAGUGCCCGCCUGGUGGGUGUCUCAGACCAGGAGUGAGGUGACUCAACGCCUGUGCCGCCUCUCCUGCCAUCAGCUCCGUACACUCCCAGCCCUGCUGGGCUCUCUAAUGGCCUGUGCAGACUACAUGAUUUCAGCCCGAUUUUGCCACGAUUGUGUCGUGGCUGACAAAUUUCCA
Molecule: messenger RNA, 1168 nt
Organism: Sardina pilchardus (European sardine)
Lineage: Eukaryota; Metazoa; Chordata; Actinopteri; Clupeiformes; Clupeidae
Gene: crdhl
Product: retinol dehydrogenase 12
Exons: 7
Coding region: 43-1029 (328 amino acids)
Source: RefSeq, a predicted model, not a curated record